Molecule: messenger RNA, 7329 nt
Organism: Leopardus geoffroyi (Geoffroy's cat)
Lineage: Eukaryota; Metazoa; Chordata; Mammalia; Carnivora; Felidae
Gene: STX17
Product: syntaxin 17
Exons: 8
Coding region: 152-1060 (302 amino acids)
Biological process (GO): vesicle fusion; exocytosis; intracellular protein transport
Cellular component (GO): endomembrane system; SNARE complex; autophagosome membrane
Molecular function (GO): SNARE binding; SNAP receptor activity
Source: RefSeq, a predicted model, not a curated record
AGGCUGCUUCGGGGGCGUCAGGCCCUGACCGGCUGGGCGCUGAACCCGCGCGCGCGCGAGAGGCGCCGGGUGGGAAGCCCGGCAUCAGGUUUUUCCAUGUGAGUGGGGAAGACAGUUGCUGCAAGUAGAAGUGACAUAACAUUUUUCUAGAAUGUCUGAAGAUGAAGAAAAAGUGAAAUUACGCCGUCUUGAACCAGCUAUCCAGAAAUUCAUUAAGAUAGUAAUCCCAACAGACCUGGAGAGGCUAAGAAAACACCAGAUAAAUAUUGAAAAGUAUCAAAGGUGCCGAAUCUGGGAUAAGUUGCAUGAAGAGCAUAUCAACGCAGGCCGUACAGUUCAGCAACUCCGUUCCAAUAUCCGAGAAAUGGAGAAACUUUGUUUGAAAGUCCGAAAGGAUGACCUAGUACUUCUGAAGAGAAUGAUAGACCCUGUUAAAGAAGAAGCAUCAACAGCAACAGCAGAAUUUCUUCAACUCCAUCUGGAAUCUGUAGAAGAACUUAAGAAACAAUUUAAUGAUGAAGAAACUUUAUUACAACCUUCUUUGACCAGAUCCAUGACUGUUGGUGGAACAUUUCAUACUGCUGAGGCUGAAGAUGAUCCUCAGAAUAUGACUCAGGUAUAUGCGUUGCCUGAAAUUCCUCGAGAUCAAAAUGCUGCAGAAUCAUGGGAAAGCUUAGAAGCGGACUUAAUUGAACUUAGCCAACUGGUCACUGAUUUCUCUCUCCUAGUGAAUUCUCAGCAGGAGAAGAUUGACAGCAUUGAAGACCAUGUCAACAGAGCUGCUGUGAAUGUUGAAGAGGGAACCAAAAACUUGGGGAAGGCUGCAAAAUACAAGCUGGCAGCUCUGCCUGUGGCAGGUGCACUCAUCGGAGGAGUGGUGGGGGGUCCGAUUGGCCUCCUUGCAGGCUUCAAAGUGGCAGGAAUUGCAGCUGCACUUGGUGGUGGGGUGUUGGGCUUCACAGGUGGAAAACUGAUACAAAGAAAGAAACAGAAAAUGAUGGAGAAGCUCACUUCCAGCUGUCCAGAUCUCCCCAGCCAAACUGACAAAAAAUGCAGUUAAAACCCAACUUCAGUCUUAUUGGCGCCAACAUGUCUAUCCUAAUGAGGACCUUUGCUGCUGUUGGACACUCAGUCAGUUUUGGAACAUGAUUAUAUCAAGAUAGUGGCUGUAGAUGUUCAAGUGGGAUUGAACUGUGAUAAGUGGAUAUAUUUUGUUGUUUGCUGGAGUGUUAAUGGAGAUGUUAGAGAUUGAGGAGCCUGGGAUGAGGGUGUGUAGUGUUGUCGGGUAAAGUUUAAAGACUGCCAAGGAGCAGAUUUUCUGCCUGGAAAUGUGAAAAUUGAGCUUACAACUCUGAUAAGGACUUGAGAUGUAUGGACAUGAUGGGUUAUGGAAGACUAGUUUAUUCUAUAACCCUGACUUGGAGACCCUAAGGUUAAGUAUCUUAUAAAUAUGUUUGUUUAUCUCCCAAACAUAGGAGAUUAUUUGGCCCAUUAACAAAGAAAAGAAUGGGGAGUUUAGGAGCCUUUCUUAUCAAAUAAGGAAGUCGGGAUCUCACGAGGGGGAACAGGUGAGCUACAUGGUGGAGUCCAUUUGGUGAACCUUAUUGCAGUUUGGUCACCUGUAUUUUCUGGUGACGGACACUAAUAGUGUCAGAAAAUGGAAAGAGAGGUGCAAUUUCUCUUUCAGGUAACUUAAUUUGUGACACUGGCUUCUUCUCUGAACUCUUCUUUCUGUCUCUCUUUAAAUAAAGAACACAGAAUCUCAAGUGGUAGGAGACUAUUAAGCCAGUCACUGAGCUUGCUCUGUCAGUCUCUUAACACCUCAAAGAUCCAGUGGCCUCUGCCUUCCCUCCCUUGUAAUUUUGAACAGUUCUUUGACUUGUGGGGUGAAUUCUACCCAUGUGUAAUGAGGACUUUUCUCAUAAUCUGCUUUCUUGUACUGUCUCCCAUCUCUGUUUCCUUCCAAUCAUCCUUACUUGUAACCUCUAGGUGAAAGAGAGAAAAAAAGGGAAGAGAAAUCUCCAAAUAUUUCCAACAUUGUUAGAGUUUGAGGUAAAAAAAAAAAAAAAAAAAAAAAAAAUCAGAAGGUAGGGGGACACCAGAUCAUUUCUUAGGGACGUCUUACAAUUUCAAGAGACUGAUGUCCCUGCCACACAGGGACUCUCUGACCCUAAGUCUUUCUAGCUGGCCCUUGGAGGAGGGCUUUCUACCUCACUUCUGUUACUGCCAUCCUUUUCCCCAGGCUCUGCUGUCUCCUGUGCUUUCCUUUACUUUUCACAGCUGCUAUUUCUUCCCAAGAAUGGCGUUCUUGCCUGCCUUUUCUCACAUUCAAGAUGAUAGACAAAGCCUGGUGCCAAGACUCAGUCCUCACGAAGGAUUUGUGGUGCUAAUCCCAAAAGAGCAAGCAUGGCCCAGCCUAACCUAGUGUCUGUCUUAUCAAAUAGCAAAGAGAUUUUAAAAUUGGGAGAAAAGAAUUCAAAAUCACAGGUAGCCUCAUUCUGCACCCCCAACUCAUUUAAAUAGGAAAGAACUUCCUUUUGCCUUAAUUUUUACUGUUUUCUGAGAGCAGAGGAAUGGGCACCUAUACCACCAAAUGUGUGAGCUCGGGAACCAGAUUCCUCAGGUGGUUGAAUGGUUUAUCACUUCUCUCUUGUUGAGUUUACUCUUAAUAAUUUUUAUUAAUUCUACCUUUCACUUCUUUGUCUAAUCUAAACAGACCUUUCUCUCUCCCACUUUCUUGACGGUCACUAAUGAAUCUUUUUUUUUCCCUUUUAUUUAAAUGCAAGUUAGUUAACAUAUAGUGUAAUAAUGGUUCAGUAGAAUUAGUGAUUCAUCACUUUACAUCUCACUCACCAAUGAAUUCUAAUGAAGAGAAAGCACCAUUUCUUACUGUCAUUCAACAACUGGAAAAUAUCAAGUAUUGCUAACUGUUGACUUGUAUCUUUAGUAUAAUGCCAAGAAGGAAAUGCUUUGAAUAAGUGUUGGAUUCUAAUCCAGUAUUUGAUAUUGGAUUCCUGUAAGGUUGGGAUAUUUGGAACUCCACCUUUUUAAAUAUUUUCUGAUCCUCGCUGUCCCUUUAACAGAGGGUAUUCAAACCAGAAGGAGGAUCAGAAUCACCCAGGGUCCUUGUUUAAAACAAGAUUGCUAAACUUCAGUCCCAUAGGUACUUCUAAUAAUGGCCAAUCUGGCCUGGCCAGCCAAAAUUACAAAUUUAAGGUAGAGUUACAUCAAGAUUGAGCUGUAUCAUUGAGUUCUGUAAUUUCUAGUAUUCUGCCCUUCAUUUUGGCCCAGUCUUCAUCUCGACAUAUUACUCCCACUCUGCCAACCCGCACUUGGCUAUGUGUUUUAAGCCCACCUGCUGAACAGCACCAGGGACUAGUUUUACACUGGAGCUGGAGGAGGAAGGAGGCCUGUAACUGAAGCUCACAUUUCGUCUGGGGAUCUCAUUUAUACUCCCACUGCAUGUUCCCAUAUAGGCCUUUGGUUUUCAGUAGUCGUCAGGAUCGGAAUAUUACUCUAGCAGUCUUCAUGUUCAGGCAAGUUACAGCCCUUUUAAAAAGUUUUACAAUUUAAAAUUAUUUAGAAAUUGUAUCUAAUUUCCCCAUAAUAGAACUUAAUAGCUAACUUUUUGUAGAAAUUUUUUGGAAGUGUUUAAUCAACCUAUAAAGUGUUUAGAGGUAUAAAUUAGACAAUAUGACACAGAAACCAAUCUUAAACUGAAUUUAAUGCCCUACAGUAUCAGAUUAAGUUCAUCUUCUCUGUGAUUCAUGUCUUAUUUUUACUAGAUCACAUUAGAAGAUAAGGGGCACUUAAAGUUCUUAAAAUUUACAGAGGUACCAACUUCCAGUUAUAAAAUAAAGAAGUCACGGGUGAAAAGUACAGAAUGGGGGUGGGGAGAAUGUACUGAGGCUCAUUUGGAUAAAGGCAGUGCUCCUAAAGACUGUUUUUCCUGAAGACUUCUGUGAUGUAAUAAUUUGAGAAUUUCUCUGUAGAGCAGAGACUUUGAAACUUUUUGGUUGUAACUCACAGUAAAAAAUGCAUUUAUAUCAAAACUCAGCAUAUGCAUAAUGGAACGACAUUAUGUGUAGGGUACUCUGAUGCUUUUUAUUAUUUCAGUCUUUAAAAUAUGCUGGUUGCAACCUACCAAAUUGAUUUCAUAAUCUACCAAUGGAUUGUGACCCUUAGUUUGAAAAGAAGAAAACACCUAAUGGAGGAACUGAUAUUUAUUGAAUAUCUUUUGUUUUCCAGGCACUUCACUAGGCAUUUUACAGGUAAGGACACUGAGUCUUAGAGAUGUUACAUGAUUUGUAGGGGGGUAUUCAGCUGUAAAAAGUUGAAGCCAGGAUGUUCACUAGGUCUCUUGAACUACAAAAAUUUCUAUUACUCUCCUACUAUGCUACUUCUGUAUAUAAAAUUGAGGUGGGCCAUUCGUCCUGCUUCAGCCAAACCCAAUUUAUUCUGUAAGGCAGGCUUGCUGUGAAUUUACAUAUGCCAUUCGUUUGCAGUGGGUUUUUUUUUUUUUCCUAAUCUUUUGUCACAAAGUGUCCCACAUCCUCAGAGUUUUCAAUAGUGGCUGAUGCAGAAGUACCCAGUGCCGAAUUUGGUCCUUAGACUAUGAAAUUAAAAAUGUUUCCAUUCCACCUGCACAUCCUACAAAUUUUCUUGUAUUCCAUGGGUUAGAGCCAUCUCUUAAGCAGUGCUUUUUGAUAUUAACAAUGAACUCUACUGCAAAAUCUAUCAUAACUCAUAGAAUCAAAUGAUUACUCUCCUUUAAAAUGGUACCCUUGGGGGGCGCCUGGGUGGCGCAGUCGGUUAAGCGUCCGACUUCAGCCAGGUCACGAUCUCGCGGUCCGUGAGUUUGAGCCCCGCGUCAGGCUCUGGGCUGAUGGCUCAGAGCCUGGAGCCUGUUUCUGAUUCUGUGUCUCCCUCUCUCUCUGCCCCUCUCCCGUUCAUGCUCUGUCUCUCUCUGUCCCAAAAAUAAAUAAACGUUGAAAAAAAAAAAAAAUUUUAAAAUGGUACCCUUGGGAGGCCACGCACUUACUGUAGUGACACUAGUAUUACUUAGAACAUUUUUGAAACUUUUCUUUUGAAAUCAUCUCCAAAGACAUUUUAUCAAACACAUAGAAAAGCCACCUCGGUGUUUAUUAGUCACAAAUUACACUCCCUUGUCCUUAUGACCUUUCCUCUCUCCCUUUCUCAGUUUUGCUUUUCUUCUACUGGCUUAGCUCUCCUACCCACCUAUUCUGGAGCUAGUAACCUAAGGAUGCCCAGAAAGGGGGUGUGCUGGCCAGAGUUCCUGGAGCAAGAACUUUUAGUUUAUAUUGAUGCUGAAUGCUGCAAAGGGAGAAUCCUAUGAGUCCAAAAACCUUUCUCUGUGGGCUGCCUGCCUGCCUGUAAGUGUCCUACGUAGUUUGCACAGGAGUAAGGACUGAAUACUGGUAAUAUCAAUCACAGGAAGUUGAGGAAGCCUGAAAUAUACAUAAAUCAUGUAUAACAUUUUCCUCCAGUGAAAAACAGAAACCAAACCAACCUAUGCUUUGUGUUAACUUAAAACUGAAAGGUCUUUCUCAGGGCCCCCUUUGCCCUUCAUUGCUGCCACUUGAAAUCUGGGAGGAAGAAUGAUGAAAAGCUUGGGAAAAGGGUUCUCCUGUGAAAUGGACAUGUUUUUCUCCUGUAAUCAAGCAUAACAUGGCUUUGGCUCUCAGGUACUUAUGAAUGUUAGACAAUGUUCGUAAGUAGUCAGAGGACUCAUAAAAGGUAGUAAAGCUUCCCCAGUAGCCUAAGAUAAUGUAAACAAUUGAGGUUCUGUUUGUGUUUUUAAACAACACUUCGUUUUGUUUCUAGCAAGUGGUUCUCACUAUUUAUAUUCAUUAAUUUGACACCAUUUUACAGAGAAACUUCUUGGGUAUUAUAAACAAUCAGUGGCAAAAUGUCCAUAUGUUAUCCACAUUGCCACCCUCGAAGAAAUUAUUUAUUUUUGGGGAUAAAAAAUAUUUAUGUGCAAAUUUAACAAAAGAAAUAAAUUGAAUAAAAAUGUAAAAAGGUGUCAGAGGCAAAUGAUUUACCCAAGAUCAAAGCUAGUUAGCACCACAGCUAGAAUUAUAACCAAGGUCUAAGAAAAAAAAUCCUCAAAGUAAUUUAACUGAGGUUUUGUUAUGUCAUAUUAAGUUGCCUGCUGAGGCUUAUGGACUUUCAGACCAGCUUUAACAUUCCAAAUCAGGCAAUAGCAAUAGUGAAAAGGAAAUUGGGUGGGGAAUCAGGAGAUCAGAGGCUAGUUUUGGCUUUGUCUCUUGCAUAGUAAGCUUUUUCUCAGGGGUGCCUGCCUUCUCCUGCUCCAGCCAGGGAUUCGCCAACCAUAAACCUUAGGGGUUAGUAACUUGACUCUCUGCAUUCUUUAUAUAUAGCCACUUACUGAGUCUUGUCAAUUCUACUUUGAAUGUUAGUUGCAUCUACUUAUAAAUAUAUUCAUGGUCAUCUAUUUGUAAAAAACUGUAUUUCCAUACACCCCCUACCUCAUUUUCCCCAACUUUAAGCCAUUCCUCACAUCACUGCCACAAGAGUGAGAACUAGGUCCGUCUUCCAUUUUUCUGCUGAUUGUCAGUGGCUCCACUGAAUACUUGAUAAAGUUCAGACCCCUUAGGUUGGCAUUCACAGCUUGCCAUAUUUCCGGCCCCAGCUUUAUCUCUUCAAACUCAACUACUCCCCAUCUGACAGUGCCACUGAGAAUCAGACAUUCCACAAAAAUGAUUUUAAAGUUUUUCUGUGAAGUUACAAACUGGCAAUAAACUGUUUACAUUUGUCCAGACGGAAAUAAUUUCUGUAAUACUACAUUUUACAGAACUAGUUAACCCAAAAGUUGUUUCUUAAGGAAAACCUUUUGUCCCCCCAGAAGGAAUUAUAUUCAGUUUCUUAACCUCCAAAACAAUGUCAGUCCUGUUGCCUGUGUAUGUCAUAGCCAAAGUGGGGGGGUUUUCUUCAGCAACAUAGAUACUCCAGGCUUGAAUGGACCAUUGUCCAGCUCCUUUGAGAAACUUGACUAAUAAAUAUUUGAGAAAAACAACUCAAGAGUACAUGUUAUUCAUACAUUUCUCAAGUACUUGAGAUUUUCUUGUAUUAUGGUUAAUCAUUAAAAAGAUGUUUACCUGGGUUUUAUUAAAUCUCCUAAACAUAGUUUCCAUUUUAUUGUUAAACCCUUGAUGUUAGCAAGGGUCAGCACAAGAAAAGGCCCAAUGGUGAGAAUUUCUACAAAUUCUGUAAAGCUUACUGAAUUCAUUAUGUUGUUGAGUGGUGCUUGUAUAAGGAAACAUGCAAUAAAAUUCAUUCAACAAA